AUGGAAUCCGGGGAUUCAGUAAGCUCGUUUAUAAUAACCGCCGCUCAAGAAUUUGAGAAAUGUUCGGACUUGGUGAAAACUCAGAGUAUUAUCGAGAGUACAGCCAAAGAAGUUGAAGUCAACAGAGUCUUAUUUUGUAAGGCUGUCAUGGAUUCUUUAUUUGAAAGUAAACGUACGGCUGAAGAAAGUUCAACAAUGAUAACGGACGUUGAACGUCUUGGACCAGUAUCGACUGAUAUCGCGCAAUAUAAGAAUGCGGUGGAAGCACUUUUGAAUUAUGUGAGGCACAACGAAACUGUUGCCAACGGUCUAGAAACGUCAUUCGGAGGGAUAUCUGAUGGUUUGAAGGGAUGUUCGAAUGAUAUACAGGAACACUUGAAUGCGCUUAACGCUAAAAAGGAAGAACUAGAGAACCUACGUCAACAUAAAGAAGAAUCGGCUAAAAAGAAGUCAUCUGGGAAAUGGUGCGCAGGAGGGGGUGGAGUUUCUCUAGCUGCGUCUGUCAUUGGUAUUAUUUUGCUGCCUGAAGCAGCAGCUGUUUACGCAAUUACUGCUGGUGUGGCGAGCUUUGCUACGGCUUACGGCGCCAAAACUCUUUCUGAUGCAGAUGCGCGUCUUGGGCAGCUUACAAAGGAGAUUCAAGAGUUGGAAAUUCAAAUAUCCAGCGAGAACGCUGUUAAAAAAUUACACGAAGCUCUGAAAAGUGCUACAAUAGGAGUUGGCCAAGCAAAAGCUUAUUGGCAAAAGCGAGUGGUUGAUAUUGAAGGACUUCUUAAAAAGCUUGACAACUAUGAACGACGAGGACAACAUCUCACCGAAUUAGAAGCAGAGGUUUUCAAGAAAAAGUGGCUAGACUAUAAAAAAGAGUGUGAAAAAUAUGUAGAGCAACUGUGGAAACACGUCAGAGAACAUUUAACAAUAAGGUUUUGA
Messenger RNA from Paraglomus occultum, 930 nucleotides. NCBI's taxonomy places the organism in Eukaryota, Fungi, Glomeromycota, Glomeromycetes, Paraglomerales, Paraglomeraceae. The record is from the annotation of a GenBank genome assembly.